UACGUCAUCAGCGCGCGCCAGCUCCGCGGGAACUUUAGCGGGUGGUGGGCUCAGGUGGCUCGUGACCCUGGGACUUCGCCGCGGCGCGCGUAGGAAGAUGACAGAUGGUGAAAAAGCAUUUGAAACCUUGACGCUGGGGAGAUUAAGCUUGGAGAAAGUGAUAGAAGGAACACAGUUUUGAAGUGACCAGAGGGUUGUCUUGUGGAAAGAUUAGACCUUGUUUUCCUGGAGAGUGUUUUCCAGACCAGUGUGUGAAGGGCCAAGGCACGGAUGUUUAAACGGGAAGCUUCAACACUUUUUAAAAACAACCUUCAGAAUGGCUUUGAACCAGACAAGCUAGAGGUUGCUUUAGAGCACUGCCUUCAGCAUGCAUCUCCUCUGUUAGCCUUCCUGGGCGAGAAACUCUUCGAAGGGGUUGUUCUGCAGAGGGCAGAGAGCUGAUGGAUUUGAAUCCGAUUGGUGGAUUUGACUUUUCUGGUAGAAUUCUCUUGCUUUAUUAUAUUCCUUCCCAGAGUUCUGAGAGGCGUGGAGGUAUUAAUGGGACUGAAGUGCCUAGAAGGAAGGGAAGCAGUAUUUUCAUGCUGAGUGAAAACUAAACAGGUGACCGUUGUGACUGGAAAUACUUAAAGCUUCCCACGUCUGGAUUUGCUGGAUUGGGGACACAGAGGAACUGUCACUACUGGGGAGAAAGAAGCUAGACUGGACAAGAAAACCCAGAUAAAGAGAAUGAAGGCCACCGGAGAAUAAAUGGCCACCUCCACCUUGCCAGAGACAAAGUCAGCCUCCUGGUGGAAUUAUUUUUUCCUUUAUGAUGGUUCCAAGGUGAAGGGAGAAGGAGAUCCAACCAGAGCCGGCAUCUGUUACUUUUAUCCCUCUCAGACCCUGCUUGACCAACAGGAGUUGCUCUGUGGACAGAUUGCCGGGGCUGUCCACUGUAUUUCUGACAUUUCUGGCUCUCCUCCCGCCCUCAUCCGUCUGCGGAAACUUAAGUUCGCUAUAAAAGUGGACGGCGAUUUCCUUUGGGCACUGGGCUGUGCUGUGGAGCUCCCUGAUGUCAGCUGCAAGCAGCUUCUGGACCAGCUCAUUGGCUUAUUUCAUUUUUACAAUGGACCUGUUUCUCUGGCAUACGAGAGCUGCUCUCGGGAAGCACUGAGCGUGGAGUGGGACACCUUCAUCGACCAGAUCCUGAGGGACACGGGUGACCUGCACAAGAUAUUCAACUCCCUCUGGAACCUGGACCGAACCAAAGUGGAGCCCCUGCUGUUGCUGAAGGCGGCCCUCAUUCUACAGACCUGCCAGCGCUCCCCUCACAUUCUAGCUGGCUGCAUCCUCUAUAAGGGACUGAUCGUCAAUACCCAGCUCCCGCCCUCCAUCACGGCCAAGGUCCUGCUUCAUCGAGCUGCACAUCAGGACCAGAGAAUACCUACAGGAGGGGAUGCCCUGCAGGAACACAGAGUGGCACUCCCUCCAAAUGUCCAGAUUGUGCGUGUUUUCCUGACCGAAGAAGAAGCCGACAGCCUCCAUGAGUUCCCCCGGGAGCCUGUGACCAGUGCCCCAGCAUCAUCAGCCAGACUCCAGGAGCCCUCAGCCCAGCGCCCUCCAAAGAAGGGUUUGAGCACAGCUGUCCUGGAAGAAAAUGCCCCUGAGCACGUGGAAUCCACCAUCUGGACCUCCACGACCUCCCCUGAGCCCACGUCUCCUGACACUGCUUGGUCAAAUGGCAACUGGGAGAAUGGACACUGGUCUGGCCAUGAUCUGGAGAGCAUCAAGCCUGUAAAACUGCCCCACACCACCUGGAGCAAGGGGCCUGGGCUCAGCUGCUCCCUGGGGAAGGAACCUGGUUUGUUCAGGGCAGGAGAGGAGCUAGACUUGUCUGAAAUCCAUAUUCCAGAAGCUCAGGAAAUGGGAGCAUCCUCAGGUUAUUUUGCUUCAUCACCUGUAUGUGCCCCAGAUAGGGGGGCUCCUGGCUGCAGGGACUCUGUCGGUGACACUGGCAACCCUGAACCCAAGCUACCUGAGGCCCUGCCUGGGGGCACAGCCAUCGGCAGCCUUCUCCACACCUCUGCUCUUGAGAUGCUCCCCCAGAAUGGAGCCCUGGAACAGCUUGGAGACCUUCCUGGUGACAGCAGCCAGACCCUUGGAAGGACAAGUGGGCUGUUGCCAUCACCUUGCUUAGAUUCGAGGCAGACAGGACCUGAGCUUCCCCUGGAGAAACAAGACGCAGAGCAACGUGGUGAUGGGGUUCAUGAGAGCCACUCAGCCCCCAGUCAGGAACUCAGCUCCGGCUUGGCAGAACCCCCAGGCAGAACCAACUCCGGGUCAACCCUGACAUCCAGCGUGGGGCUUGUGCGGAUGAACCUCUACACUCACAGUGUUAAAGGCCUGGUGCUGUCGCUGCUGGCCAAGGAGCCGCUGCUGGGAGACAGUGCGGCCAUCGAGGAGGUGUACCAUGGCAGCCUGGCGUCCCUCAAUGGGCUCGAGGUGCACCUGAGCGAGACACUGCCCCGGGACCAGGCAGCCUCCAUGGCCAGAACCUACAACUUCACUCACUACGACCGCGUCCAGAAUGUGCUGGCAGCCAACCUGCCUCAGGAGGCCACAGCCCAGGACCGCCGCUUCCUCCACGCCGUCAGCCUCAUGCAUUCUGACUUCGCCCGGCUGCCCACACUGUACGAGGUAACCGUCAGGAAUGCCUCCACAGCUGUGUAUGCCUGCUGCAACCCUGUCCAGGAGACCUAUUUCCAGCAGCUGGCAUCAGCAGCACGGAGCUCUGGCUUCCCAAGCCCACAGGAUGGUGCCUUCAGCCUCCCAGGCAAAGCCAAGCAGAAGCUGCUGAAGCAUGGGGUGAACUUGCUCUGAACCGAGCCCCAAGCAGACAUUCAUUACCCAGCAGAUGACUGUCACAUCACAGCCCAGCAAAGGAAGCUCUGCCUUGUUAAACGGGAAAGUCCCUGUAUUUUUUUUCUUGGAAUAGUCCCUUUUUUAAGGACUGGAACAACAUUGGAGUGUUUGUUACUCCUUCUGAAGACUGGGGUUGGAGGGGGGUAGUUCCUCAGGUCAGCAAGACUGUGAACUGGGUGGGGACAGGCUAGACUGUGCCCCUUGCUUGGAAGUGGGAUGUGCUGCCGGUCCCUCCUGAGUGAGCAUCCCAAACAGGAGUUUCCAAAAGACUUUGGUGCAAAAGCAGAGCUGUGCUUUUCAGUGGUGGCUGCGUGAAAGGGAACAGCAUCCGUUUGUGUGUUUCUGGGCCGGUGUGGCACGUAGAACAUCAGUUCUGUUACAUUACAGCCAGACAUUUUAUGAAAAUACAUGCAGGACACAGGAUGAAAUCAUUUUCCCAAAUCCGAACCAGAUGAUUACUGGAAAUACCUGAGAUUCCCUUUGAAAACUGUGAUGUUAAUAACUUUGGUCUCUUUUUCUUGAAACAAGUUUCUAAGGGCUAAAAAUAAAAUAGCCAAAAAGCUGAGUUCUGAAUAAAUGGUGACAUCUCUAGUGACAAA
Molecule: messenger RNA, 3500 nt
Organism: Phacochoerus africanus (Common warthog)
Lineage: Eukaryota; Metazoa; Chordata; Mammalia; Artiodactyla; Suidae
Gene: HPS4
Product: HPS4 biogenesis of lysosomal organelles complex 3 subunit 2
Exons: 15
Coding region: 748-2859 (703 amino acids)
Biological process (GO): vesicle-mediated transport
Source: RefSeq, a predicted model, not a curated record